Daldinia decipiens is the source of this 5294-nucleotide messenger RNA. RefSeq lists its product as uncharacterized. The record is from RefSeq and is a predicted model, not a curated record. Lineage: Eukaryota; Fungi; Ascomycota; Sordariomycetes; Xylariales; Hypoxylaceae. The transcript has 9 exons. The coding region runs from base 1 to 4644 and encodes 1547 amino acids.
AUGAUAUCGCCGGAGCUUUUUAACCUUCAACAUUCUUUUGUCUUGCGGUCAAUUCUCUUCAUUAUUUCCACAAUCUUGUGCGUCGUAGGAGCGCAUAGAUAUCUCUUGCGAUACGUGACGUCACGCCGUGAGCCGCGAGAAAGUCUUGACAGGAUCACCGUCUUUGCCGAUUACGAAGAAGUACAUCUGGACGUAGUAGCUGUACAUGGCCUGGGCGCACAUCCCUAUUAUAGCUGGAAGGCCAAUGGCCCCCCGUCUGACUCUGCUGGUACGCCAGAAGGAGAUGAAGCGCACAUUAAUUGGCUUGAGCACGAUGACUUCCUGAAGAAAGAUUUCAAGAACGUCAGGAUCCUCUCCUAUAGCUACAAUGCCGAUUGGUUCGUGGACGCCUCGCUGUCAACAGCGUCGCAGAAGGCUCUUACAUUUCUAGAGACACUCUCAGAGUUCAGGGAGAAGACGAAGAAAACGCCCCCUAUUCUCUUCAUCGGCCACAGCUUUGGCGGGAUCCUGGUCAAAUACGCUAUCCACUCCUCACAUUCGGACUCGCGCUUCAGAGAUAUUAGUCGCGAUACUGCAGGGAUCAUCUUCUUAGGAACACCUCAUCAGGGCUCUACCGUUUCUUGGAUUGGUGAAAUUCUUGCUCGACUAACCAUUCUCUCUGGGUCCGAUGUUACAUUGCUAAAGCUCUUGAGCCAUGGCAGCCCAGCACUCCUGGACUUAAAGAGGGAUUUUUCCGCUGCUGUAACAUCCAUCCUUAACCAGAAACCACUGCUGGUGUAUUCGUUCUAUGAAACGCUGCCCACAUUUCGCUGCGGCGUAUCACUUGGUGUAAUUGUAGGGCCUCAAUCAGCUACUCUCGAUAUUGGGAAGCACAUACCAGUAAAUACAGACCACUCCGGCCUGAAUAAAUGCAAGACGAGAAAGGACGAUCUUUACGUAAAGAUAUGUUCGGCUAUACAAAAUGUUCAAUUGAUCCUACAGAAACAGUCCGAGCCAAUUGCUAAAUGGAUAAUGGGAUCUGAUGACCCUACGCAUAUUUUCAAACACCGAGUAGAUCACGAGCGAGCGAGAGAUAAACUCCGCGCCUAUGAUAAUAUAGGAAAGUGGCUCAUUGAAUCGCCCGAGUUUACGGCCUGGAGCGAUAUCCAAGAAUGUACUCGGUCAACAUUCUGGCUGCGUGGUGGAGUGGGCACAGGCAAAACAUCAGUGAGCUCCGAGGUUAUCGAGUGGUUCUACAAAGAUAAUCGUCGCAUACAAAAACCACGAAAGGUUGUUUAUGUCUAUUGUUCUGUAGACCAUGACUUCAACUUUAUGAUUCGCUCACUUAUUCUUCAGCUUGCAUUUUCGGCAAAUGGCGUCUCAGUUCAGCGAUUGAUAACAGAAAGAUAUAACUCUAGAGGCCGAGCCCAGCAACUAAUUCUUGACAAGGACGAUUCCGAGUUAAUAUUGGAACUUUGUCGCGCUCAUUUGGAAAUUGUCAUUGUUAUUGAUGCGCUAGACGAGUGUCCUGCGUCUCGUCGUGUACUUGAUACCUUGAGAAAUGUACAGGAAGGUUCCUCGAAUAAGAUAAAGCUUUUCCUGUCGAGCCGUCUUCAUAUGGAACUCGACGACAUGUUUACGAAUCUUCAACGUAUGACAAUCGAGAAAAAUACAACUCGCAUGGACUUGGAACAUUAUAUCAAUAAAGAAAUUGACUCACGGCAUAAUACUCCUCCUGGCUGGAUUCGUAUGGGUUUCAAGGAUAGGUUCAAACGCGCAUUAACUCGGUACGCACAGGGAGUGUUCCGUUGGGUCGAAUUACAAGUUGAGAUAUUCUUCGACGAAAGUUUUCCAUUUGAAUUAGAAGAAGACGUAGAGAGCGAGCUACGAAAUCUAGAAAAGGGGCAGUCCAUAACCGGGCAUUCCAAAGACCAAAUGUCAAAAUUAAAUGAAGCAUACGAUCGCAUAUUAAAAAAGCGCCGUCAAAAUGCCCGCAACAUUAUAACAUAUGCUCUCAAAUGGGUUUUAUGUUCUCUACUACCUUUAACAUCAAAAGAACUGGUCGAGGCGAUAAUACUUUCCCACGAGCGCAUGCCGUCGAGAGGAUCCUACGAACGGCACGAAACUAUCGACUCAAACAAGAUCACCCAACUAUGCAGUAACCUGGUAUUAUUUGCAGACUAUAGUGGAUUUGUAAGGUUUUCUCAUAACUCCGUCAAAGAGUAUCUUAUGAAUUCCGAGUACUGCAAUGACGAAUUUGGUUACCAAACAUGUCAUGGUUUCAUCGCAGAGAUUUGCCUAUGGUAUAUAUAUCGCCGAGGAGUACUUUCUGAGUUGAUAGGGCCCUACAUUCAUAUAGCCGCCCUCUCCCAUAGCUCUCGUGCCGGGUCCGACAACCGUAAACGCCAAGCACUUCGUGACUUACUUUUCUGCUUUUGCGAACAGCCUUUGAAGGCUCUUGACAGGAGGAAUAUAGGGAAGUACUAUCUUUCCCUAUACGAAGCGCAGGAUAGGCUUGCUACUUCUUCUAAGCAUUCAGCUCAUGCUUUUAUUGCUGCCUGCGUUUUCAACCUUGACGAUAUUCUCGAGCUUGCCUUGACGCGAGAGGCUACUGACUUUACCGCACGACAAGCCCUGAGACGAAAGGGUCUUAAUGCUGCAUGUAUAUACGACUCCUACGAAGUGGUAAUGGAGCUGCUCAACGGGAGGGAACCAGUUGAAGUAACUGCCAGGCUGGUUAGAGCGGCCAUCACUUAUAGUAGUGGACGGGUUAUAACACUCAUCCUACGAAAUUACAAUAAUGCGGACAUUACGCCGGACAUGACGACGUGCGCCACGAAAAACAAGCGGUUCGGAGUUGAAGUCCUCAAAGCCUUGAAUAAUCACUACGGUAGACUCCCAGCAGAUCUAGAGACGUAUAGGUCAGCGAUGGGAUGUUCCAGCGAGAUGUUAAAGUAUUUACUUGCCAGAGUAGACCACCCACCCGGGAUUGAGGACAUCGUCACCCUCGCUUCAAGCGGCCGUGAAGAGUCUAUGUCAACAAUCUUACACUACAAAGAGGAUAUUCCCAUAACUCAGAAUGUACUGCUUGGCGCAGCUCGGAACUCGGUCGAUGGACACCAAAUAAUGAAGACUUUGGUGGAACACACUAAAGCGAACAUUGUUCUCUCUGAAGAGAUCCUCUGUGCUGUUGCGUCAAACAAGGACAAGGGUCCGAUGAUUUUUGAGUACCUCUUUCGGGCUUUAGGGGACAGCGUGAACAUUACAGAGGCGGUACUGGUCAGCGCAGCAAAAAGCGGUUGGCUAUUAGAAGACCUCAUUAGCAUUCUCAAGCACCGACCCGGUAUCACCAUCCCUGAAGCUAUCAUUUCGGGUGCCGUCAGCGACGAGUUUCACGGCGACAGACUUAUCGAGGCACUGUUCAAUCACGACCCCAGCAUUGUCGUAAGUGAAGACAAUCUGGUAGCUGCAGCACAAAACAAUGGCCGCGGAACCAAGAUACUCAACUUUCUCAUACAGCAUAUAGACCGGAUUCGAAUCACACCGCGAGUUGUGGCGGCAGCAGCAGCUAAUAAAUCUCUCGGAAAUGAACUUAUACCACUACUUUUAGCCGGGAUUCCCGAUUUACAUAUUGAUGACACAGUUCUGGAAGCAGCAGCUGGAAACUCGGAGUUUGGAGAUGAACUCAUCGAAACAUUGCUAUACCACGGUGGCGAUAUAAUACCAGUCGGAGAUCAUGUCAUGGAAGCUGUGGCUAGGAAUAAGAAAAAGGGCGUAAGAGUUUUCGCACUACUUUUGGAACACGAUCCGAGCAUCAAAAUAUCCGAGUCUAUGCUUAAAGCAGCCAUUGCUAAUGGCAAUUCAAAACUCUUGAAAGUAUGGCUAGACCGCAGCGACGUCAACUCGAAGAUCUCGGAAGCAGUGGUGAAAGAAGCUAUCCACGACUUCUCGACAUUAUUAGUCUUAUUAGGGUCAAGAAGAAAGGUCACUAUCACCCCAGAAGUCCUCAAGCUAGUAGCCAUGAAUCUCCAUGUUACGGAGAUAUUCCCAAUGUUGCUAGAUUACGACAAAAGAUGUCCGGUCACAGAAGCUGUCCUCGUGGCCGCAAUUGGUAACCCGAAUCUGUUCGGCCGGCAUAUAGGCCCAAGCGCUUUUGCUUCCAAGUUUAACAAACUGCUAGAUAGAGCUCGCAUUAGCAUCACAGCGGACAUGUUAAAGCUAGCAGCGAAAACCGACUGGCGACGUAGGCACAUCACCAAAAUCCUACUAGAGUAUCAAGACGACCUCGACAUCGGGGACGUUCUCAAAAUCGCAGCCCGGAACGAUUCGUAUACGCAGGAGAUGUUCGAGUUCUUGCUCGAGUGGGACGAGGACUGCCAAAUCACGGAAGACGUUGUUAUCGCUGCUGCUCGAUCUUCAGGGGGGAGCAUGAGGGCUCUUCUCGAGUGUGGACGACACGUCCCUAUCACCGAAGCGGUGCUGAAAACGGCGGCGAGCCGCAAGGGACGGGAUGCGACUUCUAAAAUGGCGCUGAUUUUAAACGGACAGUAUGAUGUUGAGAUUACGGAAGAGGUGAUGCAGGCAGCAAGGGGCAGCAGCACUGACGAUGAGGAGGACAGUAAUAAUGAGAUGGUUACAAUGCUAAAGGCUUAUCUUCUGUUAUAAAAGUUAGCUACCUAGCUAGUAUUAAACUAUUCUUCAGCUGUGUUGAUCAUUCCCUAGCAUGUGUCAAGGGAAGUGAGCUUAGUAGAUGCUAAAUCGGCUUGGCAAUAAAUGAAUAAAGAAGAUCAGCAAUACAUGACUUGACAUUGCCUCUUCGACGUAUAACCGCAUCUUAUAACAGGUAGCCUGUCUAUUAUCUUGUUAUCUAAAUAUUACUCAAUGACCUCAUGACGAUCUGACUCCUUUUCUGUUGAUCUCGCAAUAGCCCUAAGACGUUUGGGUCUGGGCGAGCUUUUUUACUGCUCCCGACUUGUUGGCCUAUGGCCUAUCGUUACAAGGUCUAAAACUCUUGGGUACGCCACGGCCCAGGGGGCUAGGUUAGGAUUUUCCAAUUCGACAGGAGUACCACAUAGAUUCCUGUAGGCAGUGGCUGAAUCCACCGCCAAGAGAUGGCGGGCGUGCUUACACCAAUGGGCGCAGCAGCUCAUCAUGAUUUCACCUGGAUCGGCUAUGCAGCAAAGCAAGGGCUAAAUGAAACCUCCAGUCUUGGAUCUGUUGGUUGCUCGUUAUGAUUUCUGGUUGGGUGAACUGCAAGGCUCACUCCCGCCACGAUGGGAUCGAUAUAAUUCGCAGGUAACCAACCGGCCGCCCAC